This is a messenger RNA of Brassica napus (rape), 2625 nucleotides long. RefSeq lists its product as uncharacterized. Lineage: Eukaryota; Viridiplantae; Streptophyta; Magnoliopsida; Brassicales; Brassicaceae. The transcript has 2 exons. Bases 1261 to 1563 code for a protein of 100 amino acids. The record is from RefSeq and is a predicted model, not a curated record.
GUAAUGAACCUCCGGAUUGUCGUUAUCCAAAUAUUAGUUCGUUAACUGAAUGUGUUGAUUCGUCAUCCUUAGUGGCUGCAAUAUCGUAGGCUAAGGUUUUUGAAAUAGACCAAAGAAUUUCCGUCAGAACUGUCAGUGCUUUCAUAUGUGUUAUAAUUGUUUACCGAAGUAUCUGAUACCAUCUUAUUUGUUUGCUUUUGGUUUUUGAAUGUAGUGGAGAAAUAUGUUUUCUUGUGAGUCUUUCUCUUUGGUUAAGAUAUAAUAUUGAACUUUUUUAGAUGGCAGUUAGCCGGUUACUGAUAUAUUAAUAAUUGUGGUUUUUUUUUUAUGUUACAUUUGAUGGUUUUUUUUUAAUUUUAUGGUGCAAUAUAAUGAACUAUCAUGUCACCGAAUUUAUUUUUCUUGAAUUAAUUACGUUGAAUUAUUCACUAAUAAAUAAUAAAUUAUUUUUGAGUUGUUUUUUUUUAUGUCAAAUAUUGUUUGACUCACAUUUCUUGUAGCCUGCGAUUUUCGAAAAAAUAUUUCGGAUGAUUUAUGUAUUUUGUAUUUCUUUUCAUAGCUGAAUGCAGAUGUUAUAUUUUAAAUAUCAUUCAUUGUCUUCUUUAUAUUUUCUCCAUGCAAAUUUAUCAUAUUUAGGUCAGCCGACAGUUAUAUCGUACUUUGUUUUGAAGUGGCUUAGGUCAAAGAGUUUCCGUAAUAAACUUCAAUAUCUAUGGUCAAGUGUGAUGUAUUUUGAAUAAGAAUCAGUUUAUGAGUUUUUUUGAAAAAAAAAAUUGUUAUCCAACGAAACCGAAAUUUUAGUCUUUCAAAAGUUUCACUUUAUUGUUUUUGUAUGCGAGUCUGAUGAUAUGUGUAAGUUCUGUUUGUUGUGUUUUUAUUUUUAAACAUUUUGCAUUCCGUUUCACAUUACACAUUUUGUGAAACAGAGAGUAUAUUAUAUAAACACACAUGUCAUAGAUUCAUGUUUCACAAUACAUGUUGAUUCUUGCAAUCUGUGUUUCAGGCUGUUCUGUGGGAUUGACGAAGUCUACUAUAUUUUUCUUGGGAGGUUAAGCAAUCUCUGCACGUUGAACCGCCAGUACGGACUCACGGAGAAGAACACAAGCGAGGCCUUGUUUGUGAUCAAAGCUUAUUGAACACUACGUGAUCGUGGUCCCUACCCUGCAGAUCAAGUCAUUAGAUGUCUCGAAGGAAGCUUCGCCUUCGCCUUCGUCGUCUACGAUACUCAAACCUUCUCUGUUUUCUCAGCUUUGAGCUCUGAUGGAGGAGAGUCUUUACUGGAGAAUACUCGGCGACGGGUCUGUUGUCAUGUCUGAUGAUGGUCAGAUCAUAAAGCAAAUGAUGUGCCAAAUCAUUUGCUCCUUUCCCAACUGGGAGUAUGUACAUAGUGAGAUCGGGCUUAAGAGUUUUGAACAUCCCGAGGACAACAUGAAGGCAAUGCCGAUGAUUGACAGCGAAGGUGUGAUAUGUGGAGCUAACUUCCAAGUGGAUGCUUGUACUAAGAUCAAUGCCAUCCCUAGGAGAGGAACUGAAGCUAACUGGGCUCUCGCUAAUACCCGUUGAUUUCUUCUUCUAAUUGGUUCAAUCCUCUGAAUCGUUCUUUUGUCCUGAUACAUUUUAUUUUUACAUACUUCUUUGUGUAAAUAGACAUCAAUAAAGAUACAAAAGCACUUUAUAUUGUAAAACAAUGAACUCUUUACUCACUGAAAUUGUCAAUUCCAUGAAAACAGAAGAACACAUUUUCAUCCAUAAGAGAGAGAGAAGAAAACAGAACAAGGAACAGUAGAGACAAAAAUAACAAAGACUUGAUCGUGCUUAUAUUUAAGCACAAAAAUAUUCGUAUUGUUAUGGCAUACUGAGACCAAUAUUCUGGAUCAAAUAUUUAUAUAUAAAUCAUAUAGUAAUAAGGGAGAACAAAAAUAUUAAGUAUGUGAAAGCUUAAAAGUUGUCAAAUGUUCUUCACAUAAAGUACUUGUCAUUAGGUCUUCGAAGAAGCAGUGGAAAUUCGCUGGUCAAUGUUUUUACAUGCAAUCCUCUUUGUUUCACUUGGAUCUUUCGAUCACGCUAAAUAAAUUUUUCCACUGACAUAAGAGGAAAGGGAGGGAAAUUUAAAUACCCACGCUGAAGUCACUUUUGUAAUGGAUUUAUUUAUAUACUAAUGUUUUGAUUUUGUAAUAUAUGACUCUACAAUGCAAACUUAGUCAAAAAUUUGUUUAAUAAUAAAUACAUGAAUAACCCAUAGCACAAACCCAAUAUUUAUAAACUUUAUAGGGAAUUAAACACACAAUUUGAGGUGACUUUUUAAUAGUUCUUUAUUUACCUUGUUAACAUGACGUAAACAAAUGUUUUAAGUUGGUUAACAUAUUCUUUUACAUUAGAACUCUGAAAAAAAUAAAGGACGAUGGUUCAUACACUGGUUAAGUUAGCUUGUUCAAACUCUACAUAACUAAAUCUACAAUAAUCUAUAAUAAAUAAUUAAUGCUAGGCACAUGAGAAAUAGGAAUUAGGACAACCACGACCCAUAGGUUUUCAUUAAGAAAUAUUUGGAAAAUGACAUAGCAAAGACUUUAAAAAAAAAAAAGCAGAAACUAAAGUAAAAAAAAAGCAAAUCCAGAUAUGAAAAAA